AUAAAUUUGGAGAAUCAUUAUUGAGAGCUUAAUUGCUUAAUACGUGUGAAGCAAUAGUUCUGUUACAUAAGAUAAUUAUAAUUAUAACUCUCACCUUGUAUUCUUGCACUAACUAAAGCGCCAAAAAUUGCUUAUUGUUCAAUUUUCGAUUCUUGAACAUCUUUGCUUCUAAUUGUAAUAAUUAUAUAUCAUGUCUAUAAGCACAAAAUAAGCAAGCAAGAAACAGAAGGUUGUUUUGGUUUAGUGAAGUAAGCAAGAAAUGAUGUACGAUACUUUACUUUCCAGAAGCUUUAGCAAGCAUGAGAAACAGAAGUUGGGAUAUGGGGGACUCGUCAUUUUCUUCCUCAUUGCAUUCAGCUUCUGCACAGUUUUUAAGCCUUAUUUGGGUUCUCUACGAGUUUUGAAUUUGCGGUUAUCUAUUGAAGCUGGCCGAAAAUUGGAAAUUGUAAAUGAUACAAGCAUCUCUCUGCUAUCAUCCAGAGAAAAUAUAAUGAAGAGUACACUAAUGUUAAAUGAUAGAGGCAGCCCACAGCAAAUAAUUAAGAAAAUUGCAAGAAAUAAUAAUAAAACGACCAACGACAAAAACAGUUCUCAGCAAAUUAUAAUAAAAGAAAUUAUCGAAGAAACGACAAUUGUCAACAAUACAAACAGGUCUCAUACGGUAGCAGGUGAUAUUAUAAUAAAUAAUAAAAUUGAGCCUGCAGUAUGCCAUGCUGCUGAAAGAUCGGACUUCUGUGACAUAAAAGGGGACGUUAGAAUUGAUGCGAAUACCUCAACUGUUUUUGUAGUCUCAUCUGAAAUUGAUAUUGCAGCUGCAAACACAAGCUCCUGGAAGAUCAGGCCUUAUGCACGAAAGGGUGACAUAGUAGCAAUGAAGAACACCAGGGAAUGGUCACUUAAACUUGUUACCAAUCACAAGAAUUCCAUCCCUAAAUGCACUCAAAAUCAUAAUGUUCACGGAAUCCUUUUUUCCCUUGGGGGAUAUUCAGGAAACCAUUUUCAUGCCUUCACUGACAUUAUUGUUCCUCUGUUCUCAACUGCUCGACCCUUUAAUGGUGUCGUACAGUUUCUUGUUACGGACAUACAACAACGGUGGAUUGCAAAAUUCAGAGUACUAUUAAAGGCACUAUCUAGAUAUGAUGUUAUUGACAUUGACAAUACAGGACAUGUACAUUGCUUCACAAGCAUAAUAGUUGGUCUUAAACGACAAUCAAGCAAAGAGCUUAGUAUUGAUACCUCAAAAUUCGGAUAUUCUACAAAAGACUUUAGGCAAUUCUUGUCAAGUUCAUAUUCGUUAAGGAAGACAAGUGCAAUCAAGAUGAAGAAUAAUAUGAAAAAGAGGCCUCGGCUUCUGAUAAUUUCAAGAAAGAGAUCUCGAGCAUUUACCAACGUUAAUGAAAUUGCUAAAAUGGCAAGAAGAUUGGGGUAUAAAGUAGUUGUGGAUGAACCUGAUGCGAAUGUGUCAAGAUCUGCACAGGUUAUGAAUUCUUGUGAUGUGGUGCUGGGAGUACAUGGAGCUGGUUUAACGAACAUUGUUUUUCUUCCUGAAAAUGCAGUCUUGAUUCAAGUAGUGCCCUUUGGUGGGGCAGAAUGGGUUUCAAAAACCUUCUUUCAAGAGCCUGCAAAGGAAAUGAACAUAAGGUACUUGGAGUAUAAAAUCAGUAUAGAAGAAAGCUCUUUGAUACAGCAAUACCCAGCCGACCAUGUGGUUUUAAGGAAUCCCUCUGUAAUCCAAAAACAGGGCUGGGAAGCAUUCAAGUCUAUAUAUUUUGACAAGCAAAAUGUAAAGCUUGAUUUGAAUAGGUUUAGAUACACAUUGCUAAAAGCUUUAGAGCUUUUGCAUCAGUAAAAUGUGCUUUCUUAGGAUUAUCAACUAGAUACCAAACAUUAUCCCGCACCUUGAAUUUGUAUUUCUAAAAUUCAAAUUGUAAAGUUCAAACUGAAGUUCUUAUGCUAUGGAAUGGUAAAUUUGGUA
Messenger RNA from Jatropha curcas, 1975 nucleotides. RefSeq names its product alpha-1,3-arabinosyltransferase XAT2. Gene Ontology annotation, molecular function: glycosyltransferase activity. NCBI's taxonomy places the organism in Eukaryota, Viridiplantae, Streptophyta, Magnoliopsida, Malpighiales, Euphorbiaceae. The record is from RefSeq and is a predicted model, not a curated record.